AUGGCACAAAAACCUAGGGAUUCAUCUCCUUCUCAAUCUGACAACGAAGAUGAUGAAGAAUCCGCAUCUCCACAUGUGUCUCCAAGAGGUAAUACUCCACCUCGAUCUCCUUCCCCAACUCAAGAAGUCAACAUUCAAACUCCACCUCCAUCACCAAAACAAUCCCCUCCUAAACCAGAAGAUGUUAAAAUUCCAACUCCACCCCCUUCACCAAAACAAACAACCCCAAAACUAACACCACUGAAACAACCAACUCCAACACCGACACCGAAAGUUCCAGUUUUGGUUGUUCCUAUUUCUACAACCGAAACUUCUCUACCACCUCCACCAGUAUCUUUUGUUUCUAUUUCCACAACAUCUUUAUCUACACCAAUCAUUACCCCAGUCACAACCACUAUAAUCCCUGAACAAAUAGCAAGGGUCAACGUAUCUAAUACGGGGGCACCUAUUGUAUCCGACACCCCUGUCAUCACUAUACCUCCCUCGCCAACCAAAUCAAUUGGUUCCGGUGCUACUCUUGUAGUUUGCAAGAAAGCUUAUGCUGAUGUUACUGAAGUUAUUCGUACAACUCAGAUCUUUUUAGAUUCUUUGAAAGGGCAUGCGGAUACGAAUGUAACUAACAUUCGUGAAUCGGUUGCGUCUUUAUCUCAGUAUUUAAAGGAAGAACAAAUGAAGUUUGAAGAAGUUCGUUCCUCAAUGAAAGCUGAUAAUGCCUCUCUCAUUAGUUCGUUUUCCUCCAAACUGGACACUCUGCAUGCAGAUAUUGCCAAAGAGGGUACUCUAAAAGAAUAA
Molecule: messenger RNA, 792 nt
Organism: Lactuca sativa (garden lettuce)
Lineage: Eukaryota; Viridiplantae; Streptophyta; Magnoliopsida; Asterales; Asteraceae
Source: RefSeq, a predicted model, not a curated record